CGCGUGGCGUAGACCUCGACGGGCUGCGCCUGUCACACCCGCGGCUUGUUGCGGAGGAGCAGCGGGCGCCAUGGCGGUUCUGCUGGAGACCACUCUGGGCGACGUCGUCAUCGAUCUGUACACCGAGGAGCGGCCGCGCGCCUGCUUGAAUUUCCUGAAGUUGUGCAAAAUAAAAUAUUACAAUUAUUGUCUUAUUCACAAUGUACAGAGGGAUUUUAUUAUACAAACUGGUGAUCCUACAGGGACUGGCCGUGGAGGAGAGUCUGUUUUUGGCCAACUGUAUGGUGAUCAAGCAAGCUUUUUCGAGGCUGAAAAAGUACCAAGAAUUAAGCACAAGAAGAAGGGCACUGUGUCCAUGGUGAACAAUGGCAGUGAUCAACAUGGAUCUCAGUUUCUUAUUACUACAGGAGAUAAUCUAGAUUACCUUGAUGGUGUUCAUACGGUGUUUGGUGAGGUGACAGAAGGCAUGGACAUAAUUAAGAAAAUUAAUGAGACCUUUGUUGACAAGGACUUUGUACCAUAUCAGGAUAUCAGGAUAAAUCACACAGUGAUUUUAGAUGAUCCGUUUGAUGACCCUCCAGAUUUAUUAAUCCCUGAUCGAUCACCAGAACCUACAAGGGAACAGCUCGAUAGUGGUCGAAUAGGAGCAGAUGAAGAAAUUGAUGAUUUUAAAGGAAGAUCAGCUGAAGAAGUAGAAGAAAUAAAGGCAGAAAAAGAGGCCAAAACUCAAGCUAUUCUGUUAGAAAUGGUGGGAGACCUACCUGAUGCAGAUAUUAAACCUCCAGAAAAUGUGUUGUUUGUGUGUAAAUUGAAUCCAGUGACCACAGAUGAAGAUCUGGAGAUAAUAUUCUCAAGAUUUGGGCCAAUAAGAAGUUGUGAAGUUAUCCGGGAUUGGAAGACAGGAGAAUCCCUUUGUUAUGCUUUUAUUGAAUUUGAAAAGGAAGAAGAUUGUGAGAAAGCAUUCUUCAAAAUGGACAAUGUACUUAUAGAUGACAGAAGAAUACAUGUGGAUUUUAGCCAGUCGGUUGCAAAGGUUAAAUGGAAAGGAAAAGGUGGGAAAUACACCAAGAGUGAUUUCAAGGAGUAUGAAAAGGAACAGGAUAAACCAUCUAAUUUAGUUUUGAAAGAUAAAGUAAAGCCCAAGCAGGAUGUGAAAUACGAUCUUGUACUAGACGAGCAAGCAGAGGAUCCGAAAUCAAGUCACUCCCACACAAGUAAGAAACACAAGAAGAAAACUCGUCACUGCUCUGAAGAAAAAGAAGAUGAGGACUAUAUGCCGAUCAAAAAUACUAAUCAGGAUAUCUACAGGGAAAUGGGGUUUGGUCACUAUGAAGAAGAGGAAAGCUGUUGGGAGAAACAAAAGAGUGAAAAGAGAGACCGACCUCAAAACCGAAGUCGUAGCCGAUCUCGAGAAAGGGACGGCCACUACAGUAACAGUCACAAAGCCAAAUACCAAACAGACCCCUACGAAAGAGAACGGAGUAAAAAGAGAGACCGAAGCAGGAGUCCCAGGAAAUCCAAAGAUAAAGAAAAAUCCAAGUACAGAUGAAAGACAGAGAAUCAGACAUGGGUGGCUAAUGUAUUUACUGUUGUCUAACUUGGAGCACCAGGUACUCAGAUAUUGUGUCAAAGCGUCAGAGACUCUGCUUGUUAUUUUUUUUUUCACACUAGGGUUAUGGCCCUUUUCGAUUAAUACUGAUUGUAAAGGGCACAGAAAGACAAUAAAAAGUUGAACAUUUUCUUUGUAUACUUUUGUACACUAAUUUUAUUGUUAUACAUAAAUAGUGGUCUUCAUUUUUCAAGUCUUCCACAUUUUUCACUCUUCUCUUUUUUAAAUGAAGUAUUUCAUACCUACAAAAAUUCACAGAUGUGUAUAUAUAAGGUAUAAAGAAUAGUAAAUAUUUGUGUGCCCAUGAGCCAGCUCAAGAAGUAGAGUAUCACCUGCAUUUUAGAAACCCUCUGUGUGUUCUCUCCUCAAGUGAUGAUUAUUCUGAAUUUUCUAUUUGUCAUUCUCCCGCUUGUUAUAGUUUUACAACAUAUGGAUGUAUUCGUAAAUAAAAUGUUAAGUUUUAUAUGUUUUUGAAUUUUAUAUAAAUAGCAUAAUGUAUGUUUACUUCUGUGACUUGCUUUUUUCAGCUUAGUAUAUUUUGAGAGUCAUUCAUUUUUAUUGCUUUAUAGUGUUGUAUCAAUAGACCACAAUUUACCCAUUCUUCUGUUAGUGGACAUUUGGGGUUGGUUUGUGUGUUUUUGUUUUUGCUGUUGCAAACAGUGCCGCUGUGACCAUUCUGUAUACAGGAGAGAGAUCGCUUGCUCACGCAGUAUGGAAAUCCUCGUCUUUGCAAGAUAAUGCCAAGUUACAUUCUACAGUGGCCGAACCAGUUUACACCCCGACGCGCGUUAUGUGACUUACCUUUGUUUCGCAUUCUCUCCAACACUUCUUAGUUUCUCGCUUUUCAAUUUUGUCAAUUUAGUGGACGCUUAGUGGUAUCUUCUUGUGCCUUCCAGCAAGAAGACUGCUAUUAUUCUUAUGUUUGUUCUAAUAUAUGUAACUUGUUCUCUUUCUCUGGCUGCUUUUAAGGUUUUCUCACUGCUGUUAAGAAAUUUGAUUAUGAUGUGCUUGGUGUAGUUUUUUCAUCAUUCUUCUGCUUGGGCUGUUUACCUGAGGGUUUAUGGUUUUCACCAGGUUGGAAAAUUUGGGGCUAUUAUUUAUUCAGUUACUUUUUGCUGUUUCCCCUCCUCUCAGCCCUCUCCUAAGACUCCCGAUUACUUGUAUGUUAGGCUGUUUGAAGUUGUUGCACGUUACACGGAUGCUCCAUUUGGGUUAAGUCUUCUUCUCUGUUCCGUAUUGAAUAGUUUCCAUUGUUAUGUCCUCACAUUCAUUAAUCUUUUCUCCUGAAGUAUCUAAUCUUCUCUUAAUCCCACCCAGUGUAGUAUUCACCUCAGACAUUAUUUUUAAUUUUAGAAGUUCCGUUUGGGUCUUUUUUAUAUCCCCCAUGCCUCUCCUUAACAUGCUUAUGCUUUCCUCCUUUUUUUUUUUUUUUUUUUUUUUUUUUUU
Messenger RNA from Prionailurus viverrinus (fishing cat), 3055 nucleotides. It is a transcript of the gene PPIL4, whose product is annotated as peptidylprolyl isomerase like 4. The record is from RefSeq and is a predicted model, not a curated record. Gene Ontology annotation, biological process: protein peptidyl-prolyl isomerization. The coding region runs from base 71 to 1549 and encodes 492 amino acids. Gene Ontology annotation, cellular component: nucleus. NCBI's taxonomy places the organism in Eukaryota, Metazoa, Chordata, Mammalia, Carnivora, Felidae. Gene Ontology annotation, molecular function: peptidyl-prolyl cis-trans isomerase activity; RNA binding. The transcript has 13 exons.